Messenger RNA from Grus americana (Whooping crane), 5625 nucleotides. RefSeq names its product thiamine transporter 2-like. Lineage: Eukaryota; Metazoa; Chordata; Aves; Gruiformes; Gruidae. Gene Ontology annotation, cellular component: plasma membrane. The record is from RefSeq and is a predicted model, not a curated record. Gene Ontology annotation, molecular function: thiamine transmembrane transporter activity. The coding region runs from base 654 to 2078 and encodes 474 amino acids. The transcript is spliced from 6 exons. Gene Ontology annotation, biological process: vitamin transport; transmembrane transport.
AAAUGUGCUGGCCACUUGCUUGCUCAGUGGAUUUGGAAGCAAUGCAAGAUUUAUGCUGAUCUUAUUGAUCAGUCUGGGGUUUAAUAAUUUUUUAUUUUGAAAAGAUAACGUAUCAAAAGAUUGCAAGGCAGAUCUAGAGUUAAGGAUAACACAGGCUAUAUUUUAUAAAAAUGAUUUGUAAGAGAAAGAUGAUAAUCAGAGGCAAUCAUUUAAAAUCAAGUUUCAAGGUUAGGGCUGUUUUUUGUAACAUUCCUCAGGUCAUAGAAAUACUGCCUUAACAUACUAUUUUUGCUAAGUUUUAAUAAAUGCAAUCUUACAGUGCAAGUAAAAGCGCUUUUGAAAAAGUGUAUGCUAUAAAAUGGAAUUCAAUAAUUUAAAAGAAAUAGCUUGUAACAGCUUGAUUAAACACCAGUUAGUGCUUUGCUUUCAUUCUCUUAUGUUUCAGAACAUUCUUGUUUCACUUGUUUUCCAGGAACAGUGGAGUUGACUUUUUAACACAAACCAAGUAAAAUAAGCUUCAAAAACCCAAAUCUCUUUAGACUUCUUUUUACUGCCAACUGCAGUGAAGAAACAAAUAUCAUUCUUUUCCUUUUGAUCAUCACUGUCAAAAGUGAAGUCAAGAUUCCUCUUUUUUGAGUCUGAACAGGUAGGCUAUGGAUUGCUGGAAGGGAGCCGUAGGUCACAGCUGGAUUUAUCCCACUCUGAUCAUCUGUGCAAAUGGAUUUUUCUCCACAAUGAGGCCAUCGGAAUCUUUUCUCACUCCUUAUCUAACCGGACCAGACAAAAACCUAACAAUUGAAGAGGUUACCAACCAGAUUUUCCCAGUUUGGACAUACUCCUACCUCGCACUCCUUUUCCCAGUCUUCCUGAUUACAGACUACGUGCGCUACAAGCCCGUCCUCCUCCUCCAGGGCGUCAGCUUCAUCGUCACAUGGCUCUUGCUCCUCUUCGCACACGGACUGGUGGCCAUGCAGGUGGUGGAAUUCUUCUACGGGAUGGUGACAGCCACCGAGGUUGCCUAUUACGCCUACAUCUACAGUGUCGUCAGCACCGAUCACUAUCAGAGAGUGACGAGCUAUUGCAGAAGUAUCACUCUGGUUGCAGCCACCGUUGCCGCCGUCCUGGGACAGCUGCUGGUUUCCUUAGCAGAUGUAUCCUACUUCCACCUUAAUGCCAUUACGUUGGCUUCCGUGUCCCUGGCAUUCGUGUGCUCCUUUUUCCUCCCAAUGCCUCAAAAGAGCAUGUUCUUCCACCGGAAAGAUGCCUCAGAAACUCCCCCAGGACCAGAUAAAGUUGUGGCUACGCUCGGCUCCGACAGCCCGUGGGGCUCCCAAGAGGACAAGAGCUCUGUGUCUGCUGACAGGGGACCAACUCCUGAACCGCAGGCUGACAACGCCAAGCCCCAGCAUCACGUGCUCAGAGUGCUGGUGCAGCUGAGCAAGGACUUGAGGGAUUGCUACAGCUCGAGGAAACUUCUGUACUGGUCUCUGUGGUGGGCUCUGGCUACAGCAGGCUUUAACCAGGUCCUGAAUUACAUCCAGGUGCUGUGGGACUUCAGAGCCCCCUCUCACAGCUCAGCGGUGUACAACGGAGCUGUUGAAGCAAUUGCGACUUUUUUAGGUUCAGCAACAGCCAUGGCAGUUGGAUAUGUCAAAGUAAACUGGGAUCUUUCUGGAGAACUGGCUUUGGGAAUUUUCUCUGCAAUGGAUGCUGGUUCUCUGUUUCUCAUGCACUUUACUGACAACAUCUGGGCAUGUUAUGCUGGUUACCUUGCAUUUAAAGCAUGCUAUAUGCUCCUUAUAACAAUAGCAACGUUCCAGAUUGCUGUCAAUCUAAGCAUGGAGCGUUACGCUUUGAUGUUUGGCUUCAACAACUUUGUUGCACUGGUGAUUCAGACAGUUUUAACUGUUGUUGUUGUAGAUUCAAGAGGUCUGGGACUGGGUAUCAGCACCCAGUUUCUCAUUUAUGGCAGCUACUUUGCAUUCAUCGCUGGAAUCUUCCUGAUCAGAAGCACAUACACCAUUAUCUCCAUCAAAUGCAGAAACACCAGUGUGGCUGGUGAAAACACUCAUCAUUAGCAACAGAGACAAAAAGAAUGGUUGCAAGCAACUGUGCUGAAGGCUGCAUCACCUGAACAAUUAAUUAGGAGAAACAUAAUGUCCGAUCAAGCAAGACCAGUCAAUGGUGAAACCGGCUGUUUAUAAGCCUACAGCAUCAAGAGCUUUGUCAACAGGAUGAUGUGUUUUGCCCACUUUCUUCACUAGUAAUUUACUACCAAAAAAUCCUCAAUCUAUUUCAACUCAAAUUUAGUGAUCUGACACCAAAACUUCUAUUAAUGCUCAACGAGCACACCAAGCAAGUACAUACCAGAUGCUUGAACCUCAUGACAGAAGAGCUUAGAGAACACAGCCUUUGAACUGUCCCUUCUACCCGGGAUUUCAAUUAAAGGCAAUUUAGUCAUAGACAUAAGACCUUCAAACAUUCCCAGGGAAUCUAAAGAAGCAGUUGCCCCAUAGCAGCAAGAUGAUCUGUGGGAAGAUUGCCACAGAAGUCUUUUGAAGACUUAAAGACUUUUUCAACUGGAAGUUAAUGACGUGCAUUUUUAAAGCAAGUUAACGAAUAGCAAUAAAGCAGGUGGUUUUUUCCCAACAGACACUACUUCUCUAUGUUCAGAGGUGGGUUACCACCAUGCUAUAUAGACAGCAGUACGGCCACUUUAGUUUACAAAUGGCCAAAUGCAGUCAUUUCUGAUUCCACGCAGACAACACGCUCCUCGGAAGUCUGAAGUUACAGGACGGUAAGGAAAACAUGUCAUUAUACACAGAUCAACUGCUACUGAUGCAGGGACAGCUCUACUGCAAGCCUGGGGAAGACGUAUGAACACAACACACUAACCGUCCCUUUGAGUGUCUGUCUUGAUAAGCAUAUGCAGUAAUCACGUCUGACAACUGCCAUGACCCACACACACUUCUCUUUGCAAGCAAAGAAACUCCUGAACUAACUUAUUUUUAAGCCAUGGGGAGACACUUCAAUUUCUAUACAAGGCAGUCUUACUUAAGUAACACACCUAAAAGUUUAGAUAUAACUAAAGAUAAUUAGGGAAUGUUCUUCCACCUGUGCUCAAUAAUGUCCACUUUGGAGUCAAUCAUAUGAUACAGCAGCAAAUUCCAUUGUGUUCCUUUACCACAAUUUACAGAUGUGCCAAGUCAGAAGUAACUGGUGUUUCCCCCAGUACAGCUCACAAGAAAGUAAGAAUCAUUAAUUCCUUUAAAAAUACUUUUAAAAUCGGCUUGAGCUUGCCUUUAUGCCCCAGUAAGUUUUCCCUUCAAGAGCAGAAUACUUGCAUCAUACUUAGUCGGAAUUACUGAAAGAACUAAAUUUGGUCCUUUUUAAAUUAAUUUCUUGCCUCAGCAUUUGUUUCAGCAAUGCUUGGGAGUUUGCAGCCAUUAAGUAACUCUGAACUGCAGAACCUGGGCAUCACAUCUGCCUUGCAGACAUACCUCUUGCAGCAUCUCCUUACACAAUUAAGAGCUGACAUAUUAGGAUUACAAGUAUUAAUCUAGAAGGUCUCCAAAUAAAUUUAAGAGGGCUAAAGUUAUCAAGUGCUUCGAUGCUAAAGCAGAAGAGGAUACUGAAAAGCUAGUACAGAAGUAGUAUAGCUUUUUGGAAACUAUGCUAGUUGCAUGAACAACUGCAGAGAUUUCUAAGACAAAAACAUUUAUAAUCAUGGGUGAAUAAUUCAUUUUGUAAAUAUAGCUAUUUUUAAAAUCUAAUCACCAGAACAGCUAUGGUGUCAGUUUCUGCUCAAUAUAAAAAGAGACUCCAAACAACACAAGAUCUUCAGCUACUUGUCUGGAGUUCAACAAAAUUCAAAUUAGUGAGCAUACACUAAACAGAUGUGGCUGUGUACAGUAAAAGUUGCCAACCUUUUAUCUGCAUUCAAGCUAGUUAUGAAAAAUAACGUAUUCCACUAUUUCUGCAGCAUCAUCUAAAACUACAUGCCUUGCAUACUUAAAUACAUUUCAGUAUCUCUUAGCAGUAAUCAGCUUCAUUUGGAUCAGAACAACAAUUUCAAUAGAUGCUGAUCUCAUUAGCCCUUGCCCAAAGCUUAAUUUGCAUCAGUUUAGGUGAAGAGAGCACAGGAUUGUUCCCCUUCCACAAGACCAUUCACCUCAUCAAUGAGACACAUGGCUGAUGUGGUCCAGUUCCCUGCAAUAAGCAUAUUUCAGUGUUCCACGACUCCUUCCAAAUCCUUGCAGUUCCCCACUCUACCACAUUUCUGUGUUACCAUCCCAAAACAGGUAAGGUCAACAACAAGGAAGAACUACAACUAUUUAUACUAUGCUAAAAACCAGCAAUGAGAGCAAGGGCAUCAUUAACAUCCUGGAAACCCUCAAUUGCUGGGGAUUUCUUUAGUGAUUUUCCCCAAAAAUCUUGGUAAUCAAACUAUACACCACACUCUAUCCAGCAGUCCUCAUCAGAAAAGACAGACUUCAGUCUGGUUUAGCUUUAAAGAUGCCAACAGGAGAAAACCAAACAUUUAAACGAGGAAUCCUGCUAUGACCAACUUACUGUAUAAGCUGCCUGUCCCCUGCUUUGGGAUCUCCAAAGCUUCAGAAAGAUACAGAAAUUAUUACCCCGCCGUGGGCAGGCAUCAGAAGUCAAAAGCACUGGCAUAAGAGAGUUUUUUAAGCAGUGGUCAAGUUUGGCAGCUCCCCUAGAAAUAAGCAGCUUCAGGCAGGCAAGUGAAAUGUCUUACCUUCACGAAUUUUUGCAUUCAUCUCAAAUGGGCUUGCACAUCCUUUUCUCAAAAAUCAAUCUGAUCUUAUUUAUUCCUGUUAUCUUGAAAGCUGUUAGAAAUUUAUUCUCCAGCUGGUGAGAAACCUUUUAAGCUUGCAGUUUAUGUAUUCGUGAUAUGUUUACAUUAUUUACUUUGUUCCAGUAAUACACUUGAACUUAAGCCAAGUUCUCUGUGUUUAAUACACCAUCACCAACUCCUCUGAUGCAGAGUUGUAUUUCUCCUGAAACUUCUUACUAUUACAGGCUAGACAAGCCAGACAUUUUUUCCCCUCUACAAAUUCCAUUCUAGUAUGGCAGGAAACAUUCCAGUAAAUAAAAUAAUCAAUGAAUUUAAUAUUCCACAGGAGGUCUUACUAAUAUAUCAAUUUUUAAUAAAAAGAGUGCUAUUAUUUCUGUGGGUACCUUGGCCUGCUUUUACACAUACUGUUCUGAUCACAGCUAAGCCUUGUUCAAAGACUGUCCUUAACUACCCACAAUUAUGUGUCUUUUGCAGCUAACCACCUCGAGUAACUACCCUCCUCAGUGCUUCCAGUGUCCGUCCUUACACAGCUAUUCUGUCAAAAUAAUCCAAGUUCACUUAACAUUUUCCUGUCUGAUAUGUCACUUCAGCUACAACAGCAAGCUUAAUCACAAGGACACAAACUAUUGCGAGGCAUGCAAAAAUUUUAAGCUUAACUCACCUUUAAGCAUAUUGCUUUUGAUAACUCAUCUGUGUGAGAAUAUGUACAUUUUAACCCAAUAAAAUGUUACUGCACAGAAAUAAUGCUACACAAUUGUUUUUUCUAGUAUUUAUUUUUUUCACCUGCAAACUGUAGCAAAACAUGA